Messenger RNA from Myxocyprinus asiaticus (Chinese sucker), 4103 nucleotides. It is a transcript of the gene ap3b1a, whose product is annotated as adaptor related protein complex 3 subunit beta 1a. Gene Ontology annotation, cellular component: membrane coat; clathrin adaptor complex; AP-3 adaptor complex. The coding region runs from base 162 to 3482 and encodes 1106 amino acids. The transcript has 27 exons. Lineage: Eukaryota; Metazoa; Chordata; Actinopteri; Cypriniformes; Catostomidae. The record is from RefSeq and is a predicted model, not a curated record. Gene Ontology annotation, biological process: intracellular protein transport; vesicle-mediated transport; anterograde synaptic vesicle transport.
UCCGGCUCUGCGUGGAUGAGGAGAAGUUGCAUGUCAGGAGUAAAAAAGUUUUUUCUUUCGAUUUAUUCGUUGGAAAAUUAAAUAGUAACUGCAUAGCACUAGCGCUACCUUUAAAAGAAAAGUCAUAACCCCUCCAGAGUGAGUUCUAGUGACAGGUGUACAUGCUCGGGAUGUCCGCGAACAGUGUGUCGUAUAAUGAUCAGGGUGGAUCGGUGGAGUCUGGCCUGGACGCGGCGCAGGAGAGCAUCCCCACCACCCUCAACACCGGAGCGGGGUUCGGCCUCUUCAGCACUGACUUCAAGAAGAAUGAAGACUUGAAGGAGAUGCUGGAAAACAGCAAGGAGUCUCUGAAACUGGAGGCCAUGAAGAGGGUAGUUGGGCUGAUUGCAAAGGGAAAAAAUGCAUCUGAACUUUUCCCUGCUGUGGUGAAGAAUGUCGCAAGUAAAAACAUUGAGCUGAAGAAGCUUGUGUAUGUGUACCUCGUUCGGUAUGCUGAGGAGCAACAGGAUCUUGCCCUCCUGUCAAUCAGCACCUUCCAGAGGGCGCUCAAGGAUCCUAAUCAGUUUAUCAGAGCGAGCGCUCUAAGGGUUUUGUCCAGUAUUAGAGUGCCAAUCAUUGUCCCCAUCAUGAUGCUGGCCAUCAAAGAGGCGGCCACUGACCUCUCACCUUAUGUCCGGAAAACCGCCGCUCACGCCAUUCAGAAGCUCUACAGUCUGGGCCCUGAUCAGAAAGAGCUGUUGAUCGAAGUGAUCGAAAAACUCCUGAAAGACAAAAGCACGCUGGUAGCGGGUAGCGUGGUGAUGGCAUUUGAGGAGGUUUGUCCAGACCGCAUUGACCUGAUCCAUAAAAACUAUCGGAAGCUGUGUAAUCUGCUGGUAGACGUGGAGGAGUGGGGUCAGGUCGUCAUCAUAAACAUGCUGACACGAUAUGCCAGGACGCAGUUCAUCAGCCCUUGGAGAGAGGAUGGUGUGUUUGAUGAGAACAGUGAGAAAGCUUUUUAUGAUUCUGAGGAGGAGAAGAAAAUGGACCAGUCCAAACUGUAUAUCAUGGAUGCAGACCACAGACUCUUGCUGAGAAACACCAAACCAUUGUUGCAGAGCAGAAACACUGCAGUUGUGAUGGCAGUAGCUCAGCUCUACUGGCAUUUGGCCCCUAAACAUGAAGUCAGCAUCGUCACAAAGUCCCUAGUGAGGCUUCUGAGGAGCCAUAGGGAAGUUCAGUAUGUUGUGUUGCAGAACAUCGCCACCAUGUCCAUCCAGAGGAAGGGAAUGUUUGAACCCUUCAUGAAGAGUUUCUAUGUGAGGUCGACAGACGCCACUCACAUCAAAACACUCAAGUUGGAGAUUUUGACUAACUUGGCUAAUGAAGCAAACAUCUCCAUCAUACUGAGAGAAUUCCAGACAUAUGUAAAAAGUCAGGACAAGGCUUUUGCGGCAGCCACCAUCCAGGCUAUUGGCAGAUGUGCUACAAAUAUCACAGAGGUUACAGACACCUGCCUCAAUGGACUCGUACUCCUGCUGUCCAACAGAGAUGAGACGGUUGUUGCAGAGAGCAUUGUGGUGAUCAAGAAACUCCUGCAGACGCAACCAUCACAGCACAGUGACAUCAUAAAACACAUGGCCAAACUCUUCGACAACAUCACUGUCCCAAUGGCAAGAGCCAGCAUCCUGUGGCUGAUGGGUGAGUACUGUGAACAUGUACCUAAAAUCGCCCCUGACGUUCUGCGAAAGAUGGCCAAAACAUUUACCAGUGAGGAGGACAUUGUCAAACUCCAGACCGUCAACUUGGCGGCCAAACUCUACCUGACUAAUUCCAAACAGACUAAAUUGCUGACUCAGUAUAUUCUGAACUUGGCCAAGUACGAUCAGAACUAUGACAUCCGAGACAGAACGCGGUUCAUACGUCAACUCAUCGUUCCAAAUGAGAAGAGCGGAGCUCUGAGUAAAUACGCUAGACGUAUCCUGAUGGCCCCCAAACCGGCUCCUGUCCUGCAGUCUGCCUUCAAAGAUCGGGAUCGUUUUCAGCUUGGCACGCUGUCUCAUACUCUCAAUACACACGCCACUGGGUACCUGGAGCUCUCUGAUUGGCCGGCUGUUGCUCCUGACCAAUCAGUGAGAAAUGUGGAGGUAGUAGAACCGCAGGUAAAGGAGGCUGGUGGACCAGCGCUUGGUAAAGCCAAAUCUGCCAAAUCAGAAGAGAAGUUCUACUCUGAAGAGGAGGAUGAGGAUGAGGAGGAGGAGGGCAGCAGUAGUGAGGACAGUAGCAGCAGCAGCAGUGAAGAAUCAGGAAGUGAAUCUGAGAGUGAGGUGAACAGCGAAGAUUCCAACAAGAGUUCCAGCCAAUCAGAGAAGAGCUCCAGCGAAUCAGACUCCGACAAGAAAAAGAAAACAUUAAAAAACAAAAAACUACAACAGCAGAAACCAACAAGUAAAGACAGGGUCCAAAAGAACGGAAAUGCUAUAAAGGCUGAAUCCAUAUCAGAAAGUGAAUCGGGAUCAGUGAGUUCCUCCUCAGAGAGCUCCUCUGAAUCAGAGUCUGGAUCCGAACUGGAUUCCGAUUCAGACUCUGGAACAGAUCAGAAGAAAAAAACAAAGUCCAAGCCUGUCAUGUCCAAACCAGUCGCAAAGGUUGAGGAAAAGAAGGAAGUGUCUCUCCUUGACCUUGAUGACUUCUCCCCUGUGCCAGUGACCGCACCCAAAAGCUCCAUGCUGUCUCCUAGUCUAUUGUCUGACCUGCAGGGGCUCUCCAUCUCACCCACCGCAUUGGCCUUACAGGCGAGUUCUCCCGUGUUCGUGCCGGAAACCUCGCAUGAGCUGCUCCACAGGAUGACGGGUAAAGGUCUAUCCGCCCAGUACCGCUUCACCCGCCAGCCCUGUAUCUAUGGCAACAGCAUGGUAUCCCUGCAGCUGACGCUAAGCAACAGUAGUGACCAAGCCCUCGAGAACAUCCACAUCUCAGAGAAGAGCUCCACUGGACAAAAUAUCCACUGCUUUAACACUAUCGAGCGUUUGGAGCCGCAGGCGUCAGUAACAGUGUCUAUGGGUGUGGACUUCAGUGACUCCACACAAGCAGCAAACUUCCAGCUGUGUACUAAAGAAGAUGAAUUCUGUGUGUCCAUCCAGCCUGCGGUAGGAGAGCUACUGCUGCCCAUCACGAUGAGUGAACCGGACUUCACCAAAGAGCAAGGUAAGCUUUUGGGCAUGAACGAGUCGUCUGCAACCAUCACUAUGAUGCCAGAAGACACCUCCAGCCAAUCAGUAAACAGGAAAGUGGUGUCUGUCGCCAACUUGGGUGUGGUUCCAUCCAAUCAGGACAACAUACACAGGUUUGCGGGCAAGACUGUGAGUACGUGUUCUCUGGUCCUGGUCUCAGUCACCCUGAAGAAUUCUGACGCUCUGGUCACCGUUAACACUGAGAAAACUGUGAUUGGCUCUAUGCUGCUGCGGCAGUUUAAAACAGCUCUGACGAACAACACCCCCUAGAAAGAGUCUCUCCAACAGAGCAUAAAAAGCUAACCUUUCACACUCAAACACACUCACAAAUUCAGUCAAAGAAAAAAAGUGCCAUAAUUUAAAUGCUUAUGUUAUAACAAAUCUUAAUGAUUUGGUAUUGUUUGUAUUUGUGUUGUGGGAAGUUAUAGAUGUAUAAUUCGGGUCAAGUGUUUGAGUGUGCACAUAGACGGCUUCUUAUCUGUUCCUGAUAUAUCUGAGAUUUCUGUAUUCUGAAAAUAUUAUAUCAAUACUGACAAUUAGCAGAAUAUCUUUAUUUAACAGCAAGUUAAAUAUUUCAUUAUUUUUUUUUUAAUUAGCCUGAUAUAUGAGCAUUGUUGCCCAGUCAGCAAUUUGAUGUUGUCUGUCUGCUCAUUGAGGGAAAUGAAGCACGUAUAAUGUCCAAAACAUUUGUUAAAUUUCUCCACUUUGUGAAGUGCCUUUCCUAAGAUGAUUAACCCAAGUGCCCGACAGGCUCUGCCAACGAGCCCCAGUUGUUUGACUAUUGCCAUAAUUACAAUGAUUAAAAAGAAGUCAUACAGAAACUAUAAAGCAAUCUUCUUUAUUUGGUUAAUCUGUGUCAUAUUAUACCAUAAUUUCUCUUGUUCUCUGCCA